Molecule: messenger RNA, 1456 nt
Organism: Sinocyclocheilus anshuiensis
Lineage: Eukaryota; Metazoa; Chordata; Actinopteri; Cypriniformes; Cyprinidae
Gene: tacr2
Product: tachykinin receptor 2
Exons: 5
Coding region: 153-1283 (376 amino acids)
Biological process (GO): G protein-coupled receptor signaling pathway; positive regulation of flagellated sperm motility
Cellular component (GO): sperm midpiece; plasma membrane
Molecular function (GO): substance K receptor activity
Source: RefSeq, a predicted model, not a curated record
GACACGAGGCGCAGUGACCACACUCACAGUUUGGAACAUGAACUGCUGCAGCUGUCUAAAAUACACAAGUUUACCAUGUCGUAGCGACAGCAGAGCGAGUCAUUCACUGGAAUAAGCAUACAGAUUUAUUUAUGUGACUACAGACAAAUACAAUGGAUACCACUUUGGACCCCCUUUCAACAUCUCUUCUCUACGACGAGGAAGAUGGUAACCAAACCUCCACCAAUCUAUUCGAGCAGCCGUACUGGCAGGUGGCACUAUGGGCGAUUGCAUACUCUUUAAUCGUAAUUGUGUCCAUCAUUGGCAAUGUCACUGUUAUUUGGAUCAUUCUGGCACAUAAACGCAUGAGGACAGUGACCAACUACUUCAUUGUAAACCUCGCCUUUUCUGAUGCAUCUAUGGCAACUUUUAACACCGUCUUUAAUUUCGUGUAUGCUUUGCACAAUGACUGGUAUUUUGGUUUGGGAUACUGUAAAUUUCAAAACUUCUUCCCAGUAACAGCAAUGUUCUCAAGCAUUUAUUCAAUGGCGGCUAUUGCUGUUGACAGAUACAUGGCUAUAAUCCACCCUCUGAAGCUCAGGCUCUCCUCCACUACUACUAAAGUUCUGAUCGGGGUCAUCUGGACCGUGGCUUUUUCACUGGCCUUUCCUCAGUGUUAUUACGCCAGCACCAAGUUCUACUUCCCUCGGACUGUUUGUAUGGUGGAAUGGCCUGACGAUUAUGGAGGGAAACAUCAGCUCUCGUAUCAGAUUGCUGUGAUUAUCCUGAUCUACUUGCUCCCUCUGCUGGUGAUGUUGGUGACCUACAGCCUGGUGGGACGGAGGCUGUGGGGCAGCGAGAUCCCUGGAGAAGCAUCAGACCACUACCAGAACCAGAUGCAGGCGAAACGCAAGGUUGUGAAGAUGAUGAUGGUGGUGGUGACAACCUUUGCAAUAUGUUGGCUUCCCUACCACAUCUACUUCAUCCUGGGGAGCUUCAACAGAGACAUAUACAAGCAGCACUACAUCCAGCAGGUCUAUUUGUCCAUCUUCUGGCUGGCCAUGAGUUCCACUAUGUACAACCCCAUAAUUUACUGCUGUCUAAACCAAAGAUUCCGCUCAGGUUUUCGCAAAGCGUUCCAGUGGUGCCCCCUCGUCAAGAUUUCUGAGGAGGACAACAUGGAGCUGCAGCACAUGAGAACCUUCUACAUGAGACGCAGUUAUCGCACUGAUACCACCAGCAUGGUGGUCCGUAAUCAUAUCAGUGAACCAGGAGACACCACAUCCAAACGAAUCAAAGCCUGAAUUCUACAACACUUCAGUCAGUGAUGAGGGUGAAAAACAUCCCUGUUGGCGAUUAUUAAAAUCGAGCACGACCAUACUUGCACUUAAUACCUCACAACAGAAUUAGAUUUUCCCUCUUAUUGUUCUAUAUUGUGGAUUCAGUGGGCUUUACAGGUGGAGUAUUCAUCUACUCC